This is a messenger RNA of Magallana angulata, 2305 nucleotides long. RefSeq names its product apoptosis regulatory protein Siva-like. Bases 64 to 636 code for a protein of 190 amino acids. Lineage: Eukaryota; Metazoa; Mollusca; Bivalvia; Ostreida; Ostreidae. Gene Ontology annotation, biological process: extrinsic apoptotic signaling pathway. Gene Ontology annotation, molecular function: CD27 receptor binding. The transcript is spliced from 4 exons. The record is from RefSeq and is a predicted model, not a curated record.
UAGUAACCGGAAGUUAAAUAGUACCCCGCGAAACUCUCCAGAAGGUAAACAAAAAACGUUAAAAUGCCCAAAAGAAGGAAUCCUUUUGGUGACGGGUCACCUCUCCAGCUAAAAACGCACAUUGGAACCAAAGAAUUAAACACUGGUGUCAGUGGGGAACAGAAUCUUAAAGCUGUUUAUGAGAGGACAAAGAAUAUGCUGUUUAAUGGUGUGCAAUCCUUGUAUAGUUCCGAGACAGUCACUGCUGAUGCCAAUUGUAACCUGCCAUUCAUCGCAAACUACAACACCGUCGAUAAUGCAUCACAGGUCCCCGGUCAACUGGUCAUCGACCAUGAGGGUCAGCUGACAGUUCCCUCAGCUUUAAACAAAGCCAACAGCGAGGAAAUGGAGACAGGCAACCCCACCCCUUUUGGGUUGAGCAGUAAUUCCAGUUCAUUUGAUUUUUCUAAGGGUAAGAAAUCUGUCGAUAGAAGACGAUUGCCAUCAAAUGAACGCUGUAAUUUCUGUGAGAAGGCCCUGGAGAGAGACCGAACACUUCAGUGCUGCAACUGUCAGCGAAAUUACUGUCAGUUUUGUUCCGUUAUUAAUUAUGAUGAAAGUUCUGAGAGGGUUUUCUGCCUGGGUUGCUCAGCAUAAGACAAACUUGACCAGAAUUCCAUUAGAUCUCUGUACCUCGUAGUUCUUCCACGUUUAGCAUGGAUGUAUGCAAACAUUUUCAUUUGUGACUGUACUUCUGAAAUCCUGGAGUUGAUUAGAUUCCUAUUGCACAAUAUGAAGAAAAAUUUGUAUGAGAUUUGUGAAGUGCUGUAAUGUAGUUAUUUAUCAUGAAGCAUAUUUUGUGAUAAAAUGGAAUUUAUUGACAUGAAAUUUUUAUAUACCUGUUCAUACAUAUAUAUUUUGUUUGUAAAUUGUUUAUAUACAUUGUUUAUAAAAUGAUUGAUGCAUUGACAUUGUUAUUGAGUUGGAAUCCGUUUAGCGGUAGUCAGACUACAUGACAGUGUAUAAUAUUUUGUCUGGUAUUUUGAAUACAUUGUACUUGGAAAUGCUAGUACUAAGUCAUGAUGAUAAAUCAAAAUAUUGUAAACUAAAGUAUCCAGCAGUUACCUUAUUUUGGCACACAUACAACAUAGAUUUUUUAAUAUAAAAUUUGUUGUAGCCACAUCUAUUAAGGUCUGGUAACACUUGAUGUGUAAAUAAAAUAGAAUGGUUUUGAUAUGAAACAGAACAGCAAAAAGCAAAGUGUAUUUAUCACUGCUCUUAAUGUUAGUAUAUUGUUCCUUGAAUAUUUGUUUAGUAUAAAAUACUGUAUACCUGACAUACAAUUUAAUUUGAUAGAAACUUGGAAAUUAUGGGUGUACAUGUAUAUGUACCAGUAGUAACCCACAAAUGGCUUAAAACAAAUAAAAAUCAUGUAUGUAGACCUGCAUUGAAAAAGGGCAAAAUUGGAACCAUGAGGUUCAUUCUGUUUUUCUUUCAUUUGAUUUUUUUAUAAGAAAAAAAAUUAAUAAACUGCGUUUAUAGAAUAGCAGACACACUUGUAUUGUGAUAAUUGUAAAGUUACAAAUUUUACAAUUAAAUAAAUGUGAAAACGUAAUUAGUCACAUUAUGAAAAAUGUAGAUUAAUUUGAAACACAAACUUGUAUUGAUGAAACCUUUUGAUUUGGAUUGAUGCAACCUUUUGAUUUGUGUUGAAGGCUAUGUUUAGAUUGUUCAAAGUUUUCCUGCAUUUAUCCUAUAAACCUUGCUAUGGUUGAUAUAAGUGAGAUGUGAGGUUUGACUAAACCUGGUCACAAGUAACGCCAUAUUGUCCACAACAUUUGGUCAUAGCAGACAUUUAGUACCUGGUAAUGUGCAUUUCUUUACCUCUUAAUUGUACAUGUACUAGAAGUUGUUUGUUUGCCCAGAGAUGUACUCGUGUUUUUUGUAUAUUGAAUUUGUUUAGUUGAACUGUAGGGAGAAAGAGUUUAUAGAAAUAAGGAAAAUGAACAAUAAGUAUGGUAAUUAUUGGGUAUACAUUACAAAGUGCUAUGUUUACAAAUUAAAGUGGUAAUCAUGCAGUUGAUUUAAGAUGCAUUUCCAUGAUUUGUUUCAUAAAUGAAUUACUGAAAACUUAAAUUAUGAUGAUAAUCAACAAUAUAAAAGAUUUAUGUAUGAAAAAUCACAGCAAAGUCAAGUCUAAUUUGUACCAUUAUAUAUUGUAAUAUCUUGUUACAGUGAAGGGUACUAGCAAGUUGUUUACAUUGUGAAUGCCAUUUUGUACCAUGUUAUCUUAAAUAUAUUAAUAAACAUGAUAGAAGUUUUACAA